AUGGUCUCGAAGGAGUGCAGUGCUGUAUUGCAGAAUAAGGUGCUGAAUAAGAGGAGUGAUCCUGGGAGAUUUAUUUUAUCAGUGAAGAUUGGCAACAUGAUUUUCGCACGUUCACUCUGCGAUCUGGGUUCAAGUGUAAACUUGAUGCCAUAUUAUGUAGAAAAGCGACUGGGGUAUACCAGGUUCAAACCGACAAAGACCUCGCUGAUGUUCGCUGAUAGGUCAACCAAAUUCCCUGUUGGUAUGCUUGAGGAUCUACAUGUUCAUAUAGGGGAUACACUAAUCCCAGAAGAUUUUGUGGUUCUGGAGCUUGAUGAAGAACCCAAGGACCCUUUGAUAUUGGGUCGAUCCUUCUUAUGCACACCUGGUGGAAUCAUCGAUGUGAAAGGAGGUGUGGUGGGAGAUAUGAUGGUGAGAUUUGAGAUGAACAAGCUCAUGAAGAAGCCAAUAUUGGAUGGGCAUACAUUUAUCAUAGACAGGGAACAGUCACAACAAGCCAUUGGAGAUAAGGACAAUCUGCAUUCUUUCUUCCAAAACAGAGCUGUGAUUGCCCCUCCAGCGAUUCAGAGGAAAGAUUUUGAGAUCAAACCUCAGUUGAUCUCAUUGGUGAAGCAGCACCUCUUCCAUGGGCUCCCUUCUUAUGCACAGCUGGUCUAG
Eutrema salsugineum is the source of this 657-nucleotide messenger RNA. RefSeq lists its product as uncharacterized. The record is from RefSeq and is a predicted model, not a curated record. The transcript has a single exon. Lineage: Eukaryota; Viridiplantae; Streptophyta; Magnoliopsida; Brassicales; Brassicaceae. Bases 1 to 657 code for a protein of 218 amino acids.